GCCCCCUCCGCUGCCACCCGCGACUGCGCGCGCAGAGGCUCUGAGGGCGCCUGCGGGAAGGGACGCGGCGGGGUAGAAGCAAAUAAUGGGCAAGAGUCUCUUUAAUUAACCUGUGGUCAUCAUGUCUAAGGACGAGUGUGCCAAGGCUGGCGAUAGCUCAUUUUCCUCUGAUAAACAUGCCCAGCUCAUCUUGGCCCAAAUCAACAAAAUGAGAAAUGGCCAGCGUUUCUGUGAUGUACAGCUGCAGGUCGGGAAGGAAACCUUUCACGUUCACCGGCUGGUUCUGGCUGCGAGCAGUCCAUACUUCGCAGCUUUGUUCGCUGGAGGAAUGAAAGAGUCCUCAAGAGACGUUGUACAGAUUCUAGGAGUUGAAGCUGGAAUCUUUCAGUUACUUCUAGACUUCAUUUACACAGGACUAGUGAACAUAGCUGUGAAUAAUGUUCAGGAGUUGAUUGUUGCAGCAGACAUGCUACAGUUGACUGAAGUUGUCAAUCUUUGCUGUGACUUUCUAAAAGGACAAAUUGAUCCACAGAACUGCAUUGGACUCUUCCAGUUCUCUGAGCAAAUUGCCUGCCAUGAUCUUUUGGAAUUUACAGAAAACUAUAUUCAUGUCCAUUUCUUGGAGGUUCAUAGUGGAGAAGAGUUCCUGGCACUUACGAAAGAUCAGCUAAUCAAAAUUUUACGAAGUGAGGAACUUAGCAUUGAAGAUGAAUACCAAGUCUUCUUAGCUGCAAUGCAGUGGAUUCUGAAAGACCUGGGAAAGAGAAGAAAACAUGUGGUAGAAGUGUUAGAUCCAAUUCGAUUCCCUUUAUUACCAUCUCAGAGGCUUUUAAAGUACAUAGAAGGAGUAUCUGAUUUUAAUCUUCGAGUUGCAUUGCAAACACUUCUGAAAGAAUACUGUGAGGUCUGCAAGUCUCCCAAAGAGAACAAGUUUUGUAGUUUUCUGCAGACAUCCAAAGUUCGACCUCGGAAGAAAGCAAGAAAAUACCUGUAUGCAGUAGGUGGAUAUACACGCUUGCAGGGGGGCCGUUGGAGUGAUAGCAGAGCCCUCAGCUGUGUAGAACGCUUUGAUACGUUUAGUCAGUACUGGACCACUGUGUCUUCACUCCACCAGGCUCGAUGUGGACUUGGAGUAGCCGUUUUGGGAGGGAUGGUCUACGCUAUUGGAGGUGAAAAGGAUUCAAUGAUUUUUGACUGUACUGAAUGCUAUGACCCAGUUACUAAACAAUGGACAACUGUUGCUUCAAUGAAUCACCCCCGCUGUGGCUUGGGAGUAUGUGUGUGCUACGGGGCUAUCUAUGCUUUGGGUGGGUGGGUUGGAGCUGAGAUUGGCAACACCAUUGAACGAUUUGAUCCUGAUGAAAAUAAAUGGGAAGUUGUUGGCAACAUGGCUGUGCCUCGCUACUAUUUUGGGUGCUGUGAAAUGCAAGGUUUAAUUUAUGUUAUUGGAGGAAUCAGCAAUGAGGGACUGGAGCUUCGUUCUUUUGAAGUUUAUGAUCCUCUUUCUAAGCGUUGGUCACCACUUCCUCCUAUGGGGACCAGAAGAGCAUAUCUCGGGGUGGCAGCGCUCAAUGACUGCAUCUAUUCUAUUGGAGGGUGGAAUGAGACACAAGACGCUCUUCACACUGUAGAAAAGUACUCCUUUGAGGAGGAAAAGUGGGUUGAAGUUGCUUCAAUGAAAGUGCCCAGAGCAGGCAUGUGCGUUGUGGCGGUCAAUGGUCUCCUGUAUGUUUCUGGAGGCCGCUCUUCUAGCCAUGAUUUCUUGGCCCCAGGUACCUUGGACUCAGUUGAAGUUUAUAACCCUCAUUCAGAUACAUGGACAGAAAUUGGUAACAUGAUCACAAGUCGCUGUGAAGGUGGUGUUGCUGUACUAUGACACAGAAAGCAUAAAAGUACAAGUAGCAUUUGGAAAUGUAGGUUCUGACCUGUUGUAAAUCAAACUUGUAUUUGUGAUAUGGCCCUCUGAUUCUUUUGAGGAUAUGUAUUGAAUAGAUAGAUAGAUAAGAGUGAUUUUUUUUCUAAAGUUUAAAUGUGAAUAGAUAUGGAAUAUAUCUUAAUAAAGAACUCAUAAGUUUGCAAAGCUUAACAACAAUAGAAAUGGUGUUUAUGCCUUACAGUUAUUCAGUUAUCAAUAUAAUCCUAAUUGUAAAAAUUGUUUGUUUAGAAACUUCUGGGAAAUAGUGCCUUUGGCUACUUCUCUAGUGCAGUUCAAAUUGUAAUAUAGCCUGUAUACAAUAAAUGAUCAUCUCUGA
Microtus ochrogaster (prairie vole) is the source of this 2252-nucleotide messenger RNA. RefSeq names its product kelch like family member 27 (gene Klhl27). Gene Ontology annotation, molecular function: actin binding. The record is from RefSeq and is a predicted model, not a curated record. NCBI's taxonomy places the organism in Eukaryota, Metazoa, Chordata, Mammalia, Rodentia, Cricetidae.